Molecule: messenger RNA, 866 nt
Organism: Myotis davidii
Lineage: Eukaryota; Metazoa; Chordata; Mammalia; Chiroptera; Vespertilionidae
Gene: TSPAN2
Product: tetraspanin 2
Exons: 7
Coding region: 59-601 (180 amino acids)
Cellular component (GO): membrane
Source: RefSeq, a predicted model, not a curated record
UCAGCUGGCGGGGUCGGCCGUCAUCGCCUUUGGACUCUGGUUUCGGUUCGGAGGCACCAUGAAGGAUUUCUCAUCAGGGGACAGGUCCCCAGAGUACUUCUACUUGGGGCUCUACGUGCUGGUGGGAGCAGGGGCCCUGAUGAUGGCCGUGGGCUUCUUCGGGUGCUGCGGAGCCAUGCGCGAGUCACAGUGUGUGCUCGGAUCUUUUUUCACCUGCCUGCUGGUGAUAUUUGCUGCUGAAGUAACCACUGGAGUGUUUGCUUUCAUAGGCAAGGAUAUAGCUAUCCGACAUGUUCAGACCAUGUAUGAAGAGGCUUAUAACGAUUACCUUAAAGACAGGGGAAGGGGAAACGGGACUCUCAUUACCUUCCACUCAGCAUUUCAGUGCUGCGGAAAAGAAAGUUCUGAACAGGUCCAACCCACAUGCCCAAAGGAGCUUCUGGGACACAAGAACUGCAUUGAUGAAAUUGAGACCAUAAUCAGUGUUAAGCUCCAGCUCAUUGGAAUUGUCGGUAUUGGAAUUGCAGGUCUCACGAUCUUCGGCAUGAUAUUCAGCAUGGUCCUUUGUUGCGCGAUACGAAACUCACGAGAUGUGAUAUGAAGCUACUUCUACGUGAAAAUGUCAAUCUAGAGCUUUCAUAUAAAUGUCACAGGAGCUGUCUCCUGGCUCAUUUUUAAUAUUCAAAGGACAUUAGGAUCUAAAAUAAUUUGCUGUCGAUUGUACAUUUGCACAUGUAUGUAUGCUUGGCUCGUACUGAUUUACCCCUCGAAUGAAUGCCUAUGUAUGUUGACUGAGAGCAUGUUCGUGUGUGACCUAUGUGCUUCCGGUAUAUGCAUUAUACAGAAUGAAAUCAGUUUGCUGGGAA